AGUUACAAACAAAAACAUGGCAAAAACAAAACCAAUAUCUCUAACCUUUUUUCUUCUAAGUGUUUUCUUUUCUGCAACAUUUGCAGCACCAACACCAUCACAAUCCUUGUACACGUCUUUCCUUCAAUGUCUCAAACAAAACAACACUGAUCCAACAAUCUCUAACAUUGUUUUCCCCCAAACAAACCCUUCAUUUUCCACUGUCCUUCAAAAUUACAUCAGAAACGCACGUUUCAACACAUCCUCAACUCCAAAACCAUUAAUCAUAGUUACUCCAAAAAACCCAUCACAGGUUCAAUCUACUGUUAUCUGUGCCAAAAAUGUCAAGAUUCAGAUCAAAAUCAGAAGUGGUGGACAUGAUUAUGAAGGUAUUUCUUAUGUAAAUCACUCACCCUUUAUCAUCCUUGAUAUGUUUAAUCUAAGAACAAUCAAUGUUGAUAUAAAAAAUGAAGUUGCUUAUAUUCAAGCCGGUUCGACACUUGGUGAAGUUUAUUAUAGAAUUUAUGAAAAGAGUAAAGUUCAUGGUUUUCCUGCUGGUGUGUGUCCAACUGUUGGUGUUGGUGGUCACAUCAGUGGUGGAGGGUAUGGUACAAUGUUGCGAAAAUUCGGUCUUUCUGUUGAUAAUGUUAUUGAUGCCGAAAUUGUUGAUGUUAAAGGUAGGCUUUUGAAUAGGAAAUCAAUGGGAGAAGAUCUUUUUUGGGCUAUACGAGGUGGUGGGGGUGCUAGUUUUGGUGUUGUUUUAUCGUACACUAUUAAAUUAGUACCGGUUCCUGCAACCGUUACUGUUUUUCGUAUUGAGAAAACCUUGGAUGAGGGUGCUACUGAUCUUGUUGUCCAAUGGCAACAAGUUGCUCCGACUACCGAUGAUAGGAUUUUUAUGAGGCUUCUUUUACAGCCUAUAACUUCUAAGGUUGCUAAAGGAACAAAAACUAUUAGGGCUUCUGUUGUUGCUAUGUUCCUUGGCGGGGCCGAUGAAGUUGUCGAGAUUUUGGGGAAAGAAUUUCCACUUUUGGGAUUGAAGAAACAAGAUUGUAUUGAAUUAAGUUGGAUUAAUGCUGUUAUUUGGUAUAAUGAUGCUGAUGCUUUCACUAGUGGCGCAAAACCGGAGAGUCUUUUGGAUAGGAAUGUUAAUUCAGCGAGUCCCGGUAAGAGAAAAUCUGAUUAUGUGCAAAAACCUAUUUCAAAAGAAGCUUUAGAAUUGAUAUGGAAGAAGAUGAUCGAGUUAGGGAAAGUUGGAUUUGUUUUUAACCCUUAUGGCGGAAAAAUGGCUAAGAUUCCGGCCGAUGCAACUCCCUUUCCUCACCGUACCGAUUUGUUCAAAGUUCAAUUUUCAGUGAAUUGGAAAGAUCCAUCACCUAAUGCAACAUUAGGUUUUUUGGAACAAGCUAAGACACUUUAUAGUUUCAUGACACCUUAUGUGUCAAAGAAUCCAAGAAGUGCUUAUAUAAAUUAUAGAGAUCUUGAUAUUGGGAUUAAUAGUUUUGGUAAGAAUAGUUAUCAAGAAGGUCAAGUUUAUGGUGCUAAAUACUUCAAUAAUAAUUUUGAUAGGUUGGUUAAGAUUAAGACUGCAGUUGAUCCAGACAACUUUUUCAGGAAUGAACAAAGUAUUCCUGUUCACCCUUGAAAUGUAUUUUUGAGAAUCAAAUAAGAUUUGGA
Trifolium pratense (red clover) is the source of this 1656-nucleotide messenger RNA. Its product is annotated as berberine bridge enzyme-like 21. The transcript has a single exon. Bases 17 to 1624 code for a protein of 535 amino acids. The record is from RefSeq and is a predicted model, not a curated record. Gene Ontology annotation, molecular function: FAD binding; oxidoreductase activity. NCBI's taxonomy places the organism in Eukaryota, Viridiplantae, Streptophyta, Magnoliopsida, Fabales, Fabaceae.